Passer montanus (Eurasian tree sparrow) is the source of this 2117-nucleotide messenger RNA. It is a transcript of the gene TCF25, whose product is annotated as transcription factor 25. The transcript has 18 exons. Lineage: Eukaryota; Metazoa; Chordata; Aves; Passeriformes; Passeridae. Bases 1 to 2040 code for a protein of 679 amino acids. Gene Ontology annotation, cellular component: RQC complex. The record is from RefSeq and is a predicted model, not a curated record.
AUGUCGCGGCGGGCCCUGAGGCGGCUGCGGGGGGAGCUGGGCGAGCUCGGCCUCGGCCUCGACCCCGGCCCGGAGCACGCCCGGGAAGGCGGGCCGCCGCCAGCCCCCGGGAAGGGGCCCCGCGGGACGCCCCGCGCCGGCGUCAGCAACCGCUUCGAGCUGAUCCCAGCUGAGGAGUCGGAGGAUGAGCUGGUGGCUGAUGAGGAGCGAGCAGACACCCGGCUCGGGGAGCAGGACACGGCGGCAGGGAGCCCCCAGGGGAGCAGGGGCAGCAGCAGGGAGGGGGCUGUGAGCCCCUCGGAGACGGCCGGUGAUGGACACAGAGAGGGGCAGGAGGCCCAGCAGCCAGACAGAACGCUGGCAACAAGUAACAAGCCACGGAAGAAAAAAAAGAAAAGGAAAACCAAGAAAAAUUCAGCAGGAGAGACUGUGGAAGACAACGACCUGGAGGACAUCGAGAGCCUUUUGGAGAGGAUGGAGGAGCCCAGGCUGGCCCCGCAGAGCCAGGGCGGGAUCCCCGCCGACAGCCGGCCUCUGCUCUACGUGGAGCACAGAAACUUGAAUCCAGAGAAUGAGUUGAAGAGAUACUUUGGGGCUCGUGCUGUGCUCGGGGACCAGAGGCCGAGGCAGAGGCAGCGGCAGUACGUGCGCAGCAUGUGGCUCACAGCUCCCAAGAACACCUGGCCACGCUACAGCAAGACAGGUAUCACCAUGCAGCUGCUGGACACCCGGAGGGGCGUGCAGCACUUCACCUUCGAGCACCACCGUGAGUACCAGCAGGUCCAGUUCAAGUUCCUGGAUGCUGUGGAGUCCAUGGACCCCAACAACAUCGUGCUGCUGCUCCAGAUGAACCCCUACCACGUGGACUCCCUCCUGCAGCUCAGCGACGUGUGCCGCAUGCAGGAGGACCAGGAGAUGGCCCGGGAUCUCAUAGAGCGGGCUCUGUACAGCCUGGAGUGCGCCUUCCACCCCGUGUUCAGCCUCACCAGUGGGACCUGCAGGCUGGACUACCGGCGCCCAGAGAACAGGGCUUUCUUCCUGGCUCUCUUCAAGCACCUGAUGUUCCUGGAGAAGAGGGGCUGUCCCCGCACAGCCCUGGAGUUCUGCAAGCUCAUCCUGAGCCUUGAUCCUGAGAAUGACCCGCUCUGUGUGCUGCUGCUGAUCGACUUCCUGUCCCUGCGGGCCCGGGAAUACUCCUUCCUGACCCGCCUCUUCCAGGAGUGGGAGAGUCACCGGAACCUCUCCCAGCUGCCCAAUUUUGCCUUCUCGGUGCCACUGGCCUAUUUGUUCCUGAGCCAGCAGGAAGAGCGGCCGGAGCUGGAGCGGAGCCAGGCCCGGGAGCGAGCGGCCCGGCUCAUCCAGCUCGCGCUCGUCAUGUUCCCAAGCGUUCUGAUGCCGCUGUUGGAUCACUGCAGUGUGCAGCCCGAUGCCAGGGUUGCCUCCCACCCCUUCUUUGGGCUGAAUGCCCAGAUCAGCCAGUCGCCCGCCCUGAACCAGCUGACAUCCCUGUACGUGGGCAGGACACACGCCCUGUGGAAGGACCCGGCUGUCAUGGCCUGGCUGGAGCCCCACGUCCACGAGGUUCUGCGCAUGGUGGACGCCCAGGACGCGCUGGUGCAGGAGGCCGAGCACAAGAGGAAGAUCCGGUACCAGAGCGCUCCCAGGAACAUCUACCGGCACAUCAUCCUCUCGGAGAUGAAGGAGGCCACGGCAGCCCUGCCUCUGGAGGUGACCUCCCAGCCAGUGAUGGGGUUUGACCCCCUCCCUCCUCUGGAUUCCAUUGUUUCCUACACCCGACCAGAAAGGACGAGCCAUCCCUCCAACGAAAGCACUUUAUCCCUCUUCUUCCGCUCGCUGCUGCCAAAUUUCAACUUGCAGGGGGACAUCCGGCACGACGGGGACGACGAGGCCGGGGCGGCGCAGGACCUGAACCAGGGCGUGAACAGGCUGAUGGCGGCCAUGCGGGACAUGCUGGCCAACAUCCAGUUCCAGGAGCCGCCCCGCGAGGACAAUCCCGAGGGCGACGGCGACUGGGAUUGAGCCGGGCCGUCCCUCCCCAGCCCCUCUGGAGUCACCCCCGAUUUGUGUCGCACUCCAAUAAAGUCACACAGAUGGAC